Molecule: messenger RNA, 1353 nt
Organism: Entrophospora candida
Lineage: Eukaryota; Fungi; Glomeromycota; Glomeromycetes; Entrophosporales; Entrophosporaceae
Source: the annotation of a GenBank genome assembly
AUGUUUCCAUUAAAAAAUUUAAGGGGAAUUAUUCGUACAAACAGAUUAUUAAAUAUAUCUUUAAUAAUCAACGAAACAACAAAAGGCAUCAAAGUAACGCAUGCUGAUUCGGAAACACAUCCAGAUACCGCAAAAAUACUAGAGAGACAAUCCAAUUACUUCAUCAACACAUAUAAUCGCCCACCGAUUAUUUUCUCGAGAGGAAAAGGAUGUUUUAUAUAUGAUUUGGCAGACCGUGAAUAUUUAGAUUUCUCGUCUGGUAUAGCAACUAACGCUUUCGGUCACGCGGAUGAAGAAGUUGCUAGUGUGUUAUCAGAACAAGCAAGAAAACUUGUCCAUACAUCGAAUCUAUAUUUUAACGAGCAUGCUGGUAAAUUGGCUGAAUUAUUAGUAAAAUCAACAAAAGAAGGUGGUGGAUUUGAUGCGGCAAAAGUAUUUUUUGCGAAUACUGGUACAGAAGCUAACGAAGGAGCAUUUAAAUUUGUUAGAAAAUGGGCAAAAGUUUCUUCUGGUAAACAAGACAAAAUCGGUAUAGUAUCAUUCACCAACGCGUUCCACGGUAGAACGUUGGGUUCGUUGUCGGCUACACACAAUAUAAAACAACAAAUUCCAUAUGCACCUUUGGUGCCAGGAUUUACGUUUGCGCCUUUCAAUGAUACAAGUAAAAUUAAUGAGCAUGUCAAUCAAAAUACUUGUGCUGUUAUUAUUGAACCGAUACAAGGUGAAGGUGGUCUUUGGGUUGCUACUCAAGAAUUUUUAGAAGCUUUAAGAAAAAGAUGUGAUGAAGUUGGAGCUUUGUUGAUUUACGAUGAGGUUCAGUGUGGACUUGGCCGUACUGGUAAAUUUUGGGCGCAUCAAAGAUUUCCAAAAUCAUGUCAUCCAGAUAUUUUAACAAUGGCGAAACCUUUAGCAAAUGGAUACCCAAUUGGUGCAGUCAUGACAACUCAACGUGUGGCCGAUAGUAUUGAAGUUGGUGAUCAUGGUUCAACAUUUGGAGGAGGUCCAUUAGCCUGUAAAUUAGCAUUAUCAGUGAUAAAACGGAUUAAUAGACCAGAACUUUUAGCAAAUGUAAACAAGGUCGGAGAAUUUUUUAUGAAAGAAAGUAAAGAAUUGAAAUCAAAAUAUCCAUCGCUUAUUAAAGAAGUACGUGGACAUGGAUUGAUGAUUGGUGUCCAAUUUAACAAGGAUCCAGCACCAUUGUUACGAUUAGCAAGAGAGAGGGGUUUAUUAAUUAUUACAUCCGGUAAUCAUACGAUUAGAUUUUUACCACCAUUGAUAAUAAAAGAAGAAGAGGCUAAGCGUGGAAUUGAUAUAUUCAAAGAUGCUCUAAAAGUUUUUGAAAAGGAUCAAUAA